Molecule: messenger RNA, 2731 nt
Organism: Lampris incognitus (smalleye Pacific opah)
Lineage: Eukaryota; Metazoa; Chordata; Actinopteri; Lampriformes; Lampridae
Gene: ssrp1a
Product: structure specific recognition protein 1a
Exons: 18
Coding region: 73-2193 (706 amino acids)
Cellular component (GO): nucleus; FACT complex
Molecular function (GO): nucleosome binding; DNA binding; histone binding
Source: RefSeq, a predicted model, not a curated record
GAUGCUACACGCGGGAAAAAGGCGAGAACUGCUGAUCACAUUUACAUAGAGCAUCAGUCGCCUGUGACAGAGAUGGGAGACACUCUGGAGUUCAACGAGAUUUACCAGGAGGUGAAGGGGUCCUGGAACGACGGGCGCCUGCGGUUCAGCAAGCAGAAUGUGGUUUAUAAGAGCAGUAAGACGGGCAAGGUGGACAACAUCCCGGCUGGCGAGCUUAACCUGGCCCAAUGGAGACGUGUAUGCCUGGGUCACGGCAUUAAACUGGCCACCAGUUCAGGCCAUGUUUACAAAUACGAUGGUUUCCGAGACACUGACUUUGAGAAAAUCUCGGAAUUCUUCAAGGCCAACUACAAGGUGGAACUGAUGGAGAAGGACACGUGUGUCAAGGGCUGGAACUGGGGCACAGCCAGAUUCUCAGGGCCGCUGUUGUCAUUUGACAUCAAUGACAACACGGCGUUCGAAAUCCCGCUGUCGAGCGUGUCCCAGUGCGCUACGGGUAAGAACGAGGUGACCCUGGAGUUUCACCAGAACGACGACGCAGAGGUCUCGCUCAUGGAGGUCCGCUUCUACGUACCCCCUGGCCAGUCUGAUGAAGGACAGGACCCUGUAGAGGCCUUUGCCCAGAACGUCCUGUCCAAGGCAGACGUCAUCCAGGCUACAGGAGACGCUGUGUGUAUCUUCAAAGAGCUGCAGUGUCUCACUCCCAGAGGAAGAUACGACAUCCGCAUCUACCCAACAUUCCUCCACCUCCACGGUAAGACGUUUGACUACAAGAUUCCCUACACCACAGUCCUGCGUCUAUUCCUGCUGCCCCAUAAGGACCAGAGGCAGAUGUUCUUUGUGAUCAGUCUGGAUCCUCCCAUAAAGCAGGGUCAGACUCGUUACCACUUCCUAAUCCUUCUCUUCUCCAAGGAGGAGGACAUCAGCCUCACUCUCAACAUGAGCGAAGAGGAUGUGGAGCGGCGUUUUGAGGGCAAGCUCAGUAAAAACAUGUCGGGCUCCCUGUAUGAGAUGGUCAGCAGGGUAAUGAAGGCGCUGGUCAACCGCAAGAUCACUGUGCCUGGAAACUUUCAAGGCCACUCCGGGGUCCAGUGCAUCACAUGCUCCUACAAGGCCUCCUCUGGCCUCCUUUACCCUCUGGAGAGGGGUUUUAUCUACGUCCACAAACCCCCUGUACACCUGCGCUUUGAGGAAAUCUCCUGCGUCAACUUUGCCCGAGGGACCACCACCACGCGCUCCUUUGACUUUGAGAUCGAGACGAAACAGGGGAACCAGUACACCUUCAGCAGCAUAGAGAGAGAAGAGUAUGGGAAGCUGUUUGACUUUGUCAAUGCCAAGAAGCUCAACAUCAAGAACAGAGGGUUCAAAGAGGGUAUGAAGGGAAAGAACGAUGAGUACAGCGACUCUGAUGACGACCAGCACGAUGCCUACCUGGAGAGGAUGAAAGCUGAGGGCAAGAUCAGGGAGGAAGGGAACGACAGCGACGAAUCAGAGGCUGAAAGUGAUGAGUCUUUCAACCCUGGAGAGGAGGAUGAGGAGAUUGCAGAAGAGUAUGACAGUAAUGCCUCAGAGAGCGACAGCAGCGAAGGAGAGGAAAACAGUGAAGAUGACAGGAAGAAGAAGAAGGUCAAGAAAGCCAAAGUGGUGAAGGAGAAGAAAGAGAGAAAACCACGCAAAGAGAAGAAGCAGAAAGACACCGGCGGACCCAAGAGGCCAAUGAGCGCCUACAUGCUGUGGCUCAACUCCAGCCGGGAGCGCAUCAAAUCUGAGAACCCGGGCAUCUCUGUGACGGAGAUCUCCAAGAAGGCCGGCGAGAUGUGGAGACAGAUCGGCAAGGAGGAGAAGGAGGAGUGGGAAACAAAGGCAGGGGAGGCCAAGAGGCAGUAUGACAAAGCCAAGAAGGAGUACAAAGAGAGUGGAGGAGGAUCAUCCUCGGCUACCAAGAAGGAGGCCAAGAAGAAGGGAGUCAAGAAGGAGGAGAAGAAGAGGAAGUCUGCCGGGGGAGAUAAGGAGAAGGAGCGGGGAGGAGCUAACGACAGCUUCAAGAGCCGCGAGUUCAUUGAGACCAGCGAGGACAGUUCAUCAGACGGCGACCGCAAGAGCAAGAAGUCCAAGAGCAAAAAGGAAUCUGAUGAUGAUGAUGAAGAGGAGGCAGUGUCCACACCCCCCAGCUCAGAGGAGGAGUCUGAUUAAACGAACAUACACACACAUAUUCAUCUUACGCGCACUCAAAAUUCACGGACCAAGCCUUUAUACUCCCUCUCUGUGUAUCUCCCGCGACAGGUCGUCGUUGCACAGACAAACUUGACUGGAAGACAAACCAACAGGACUUUAUCAUUUUUUUGUUCUCCUUAUCUUCUACAUGUUCCUUUUUUUUGGAGGGGGGGUGGGAUACAAACUCACAUAUUUUUGCCGACCUUCAGAAAUGAACUUUAACUGAUAAUGUUUCGAGGGGGUUUCUCUCCUCUCUAGCUCAGUGAUGUGGGGGCAUAUGUUUCUCGUGAUUCACACAGGGUGCUUUCACUCCACCUGCAGGCGAUGGUUGUAGUUUUACAGCACUAAGGAGUGCAAGAGUUAUUAUUAGUUGGUUGUUGUGGUUGGGGAGGGAACGGAAAGCGAGUGGUCAUUUUGUCUUUCCGUCAUAGAGAAUUUAAGAACCACAAGUCGAUGUUUUAUUUUGUUUUGCCAUGUUGUGUUUUCAGACUGUAUAAAUAAAUAAAUCUCUUUUGUA